AUGGCUCAAAAGAUGUUGAUGAUGGCGGUCCUUGUGAUAUUGGGGACGACGAUGGCGACCGUUACAGUUGCAAGUCCGGCUUGUUUGCAGAGCUUGAUGUCUUGUGCUCCUUACUUCAACAACACCGAUGUCACACUGCCAGACGAUUGCUGUAACCCUCUCCAACAAGCCGUCGCUACUGAACUUAUUUGCCUUUGCAGCCUCUUCAACCUGCCUUCUUUGCUUAGUUCUUUUGACAUCCCCUACGUUGGAGCUAUUAGGAUCGCCAGUCAGUGCGGUGUCGUUGAUAUAAUCAGCGACUGCAUCAGCGCUCCUUCUCCUGCUCCUACACCAUAA
Gossypium arboreum is the source of this 336-nucleotide messenger RNA. RefSeq names its product non-specific lipid transfer protein GPI-anchored 9-like. Lineage: Eukaryota; Viridiplantae; Streptophyta; Magnoliopsida; Malvales; Malvaceae. The transcript has 2 exons. The record is from RefSeq and is a predicted model, not a curated record. The coding region runs from base 1 to 336 and encodes 111 amino acids.